Dacryopinax primogenitus is the source of this 1182-nucleotide messenger RNA. RefSeq names its product protein prenylyltransferase. NCBI's taxonomy places the organism in Eukaryota, Fungi, Basidiomycota, Dacrymycetes, Dacrymycetales, Dacrymycetaceae. The record is from RefSeq and is a predicted model, not a curated record. The transcript is spliced from 3 exons. Bases 1 to 1182 code for a protein of 393 amino acids. Gene Ontology annotation, molecular function: protein prenyltransferase activity. Gene Ontology annotation, cellular component: cytoplasm. Gene Ontology annotation, biological process: protein prenylation.
AUGGCCUCGCCGCCGAUGUGGAGAAAACUAGGCGCAUACAUGCUCAACAAUACCAAUGCCAACGAAGUCAUCGACAUCGAGCUUCUUCCUGCCGAUGGAAGCGAAUUCCUCUCCCAGUACCCAGAAAAUCCAAACAGUCCUUUCUUCCUAGUGGAAGGUCAUCUCGGCAUCCCACAAAAGCAGCUGUACGGAGCAUAUCUGAGUGCUCUCCAUUUCUUUCCCUCUUUUCGACAAUCCAUCGUGGAUGCCUUAGAUUCGACGGAUGUUGCACUGGCUACGUCAGUCAUCCUAUUAGCCAAUCCUGACCACAACUCUGCCUGGAACAUAAGAAAGAAGUUUCUUCUAUCCGGAGCUUUGCAGAUGAACAAAGAGCUCGAGGUAGUCCGUCUCAUAGGAACUAUCCCCAAGAACUCGAGGGCUUCGUUGCUAUGGCAUCACUGGCGAUGGGUCAUGGAGCAUCUUUUCCCUGUUGCUGCUUCAAAAACUCUAAGUCGAUCAAGCGACUUAGAAUGGGCCGUGGAACUUCCUCCGGACAUAUGUGAACGAGACCUGGAGAUUGUUCACAGGGCAGUGGCAACAUAUCCGAGGAACUACCAUGCCUGGGCACAUCGAGCCCUCGUUCAGCGGCAUAUCCUUGCUCACUGCAAGAAUGAUCCCGACGGUGCAUGGAAUUCCAUAUUGCGGGAAGAGUAUGGACGGAUGACCACAUGGCUCGAAUCGCACGUUUCCGACUACUCAGCCGCGCAAUACCUUGUCCAAAUGCAGUGGAGUAUGCAGAAACUCGAGCUCCCCCUACCGAAUAUAGCAAGGGACCCGAACAGUCUUCCGGGGUCAGGGGCAGUGGAAUACUUCAUGGCACUUCUACGGAGAUUCCCGGAGAGGGAGACACUAUGGCUUGCUGUAAAGGGACAUUUGGUCCAACCAGAACAGCACAUCUUGACAGCUGCCCAGACGGCGAGCCUGAAGGGGAUGUUGCUGGGCGAGGUUAAAAGUGCUGGUUCGGGGGACGAGCGCCUUCGUGCUGGCGCGAACGCUCUGCGGUUCUUGUUUUGGUACCUCCACCAGGAGGACAACGUCAAGUUUACUGAGGAAUCCAUCAGAGCAGUGUUAUCGUCUCACUCCGAUUCGGCCAUCACACGGCAGACACUUGCGCUACUUCCGCUGCUCGGCAAGACUGAAUAG